Messenger RNA from Etheostoma spectabile (orangethroat darter), 1562 nucleotides. RefSeq names its product leukotriene B4 receptor (gene ltb4r). The record is from RefSeq and is a predicted model, not a curated record. Gene Ontology annotation, molecular function: complement receptor activity; leukotriene receptor activity. Bases 257 to 1396 code for a protein of 379 amino acids. Gene Ontology annotation, biological process: phospholipase C-activating G protein-coupled receptor signaling pathway; inflammatory response; complement receptor mediated signaling pathway. Gene Ontology annotation, cellular component: plasma membrane. The transcript is spliced from 4 exons. Lineage: Eukaryota; Metazoa; Chordata; Actinopteri; Perciformes; Percidae.
CUGGGUUUUCUCCCCUAUGAACAGUCUUACUCAAUAUAUAUACUUUUAAGGUUCGCUCUCCACAUGCAGUCUUCAAAGCGAAGAGAGAAGCUCGGGAGUUAACAGUAGAUCAGGCAAGGUGUACAAUAGAUGGAAAUUGGUAAACCGUUGGAGCGGAUUGAUUGUUGCCGACUUUAAAAAAAAAGAUCAUCAGUUUAAGGUUGUAUCUGAACCACAGCUGCCAAAGCCAAACUCUGAUUCAUUAGAGGCUUUCCUGAUGGCAUCCAAUAUCACCACCACCACCACCACCUCCCAACCGUCCUCUAUAUCCAUCGGCGCCCAGGUUGGUAUCGCCAUCCUGACCCUGGCGUUUGUGCUGGGCUUCCCUGGGAACCUGUUUGUGGUUUGGUCGGUACUCUGCCGGGUGAAGAAGCGUUCAGUGACCUGUUUGUUGGUGCUGAAUGUGGCUAUGGCGGAUGCUUUUGUGCUGCUCAGCGCCCCUUUCUUCCUGCGCUAUCUGGCUGGCGGACGGGGCUGGGAGUUUGGCUCAGCCGCGUGCAAGCUAGUGCAUUACCUUUCAAGUGUGAACAUGUACGUGUCCAUUUACCUCAUCUGCCUGAUGAGCAUAGACCGCUGGCUGGCCGUAAGUAGGCCUUUUCUGUCCCAGAGAAUGAGAACCAAGCGCUCCCUGCUGAUUCUACUGCUGGUGGUCUGGGUGUUAGCGUUUAUCCUGUCCGUGCCGAUGCCUUUCUACCGAAGUAAUCUGUCCCCACCAAACAACACCUUGAAAUAUUGUGUCCCGUACCACUGGCAAAGCAAAGGUCACCGGGUCUUCCAGUACCUGUCUGAGACCAUCAUGGGCUGCCUGUUGCCUUUCUCCCUCAUCAUCACGUGUUAUUCCUCCGUUAUCUGCCGUCUGAAAAGUGCCAUGUUCCAGCACAGAGGACAAGGCAGCCGCCUCAUCCUGCUGAUCAUCUCUGCCUUUGCAGUGUUCUGGCUGCCCUAUCACUUCGUCAACAUCACAGAGGUGGUCGGUGUGUUGCAGGGCAGUGCUGCAGUGAUCAACGCCGCCCUUGCAGCCCGUCCAAAUGUCACGGCCUUUGCCUACUUCAGCAGCGCUGUCAACCCCAUUCUCUACGUGUUCGCCGGCAGCUCCCACAUCCGCCAGGCCGGCUUCAGCUUCAUGGGCAAGCUCUUUGAGACCACCAACUCAGAAAGCAGGAGCAUGUCUACCCGUAGCGGCCGCAUGAGUCGCAGCAGCUCUUCACCGGAUGAAAGCUCUGUCCUGCACACACUGUCGAUCAAACUGGGAAAUCCUUUCAAAGAUAAGAACAAGCCCAGGAGCAGCAGUGUGGCGGGCAAAGAGGUCGAUCAGCCUGUACUCAAGGUUUUAACCAGCGUUGAGAUGAUAGAAUAGUGCUUACAUGUUAAACCCAAGCUUUUUGGCCUUGAUUUUCCCAACCCAUUGAUUAGACACAGACUGUGUUGACUCGUAAUUUGCAUCAUCAAGCUUUACUUACAUGACUUUCAUAUCUGGGAAUACUUCAACUAUUGGAUGGAUAUCCAUGAAAUUUGUUACAAAA